This is a messenger RNA of Anolis carolinensis (green anole), 3417 nucleotides long. RefSeq names its product aspartylglucosaminidase (gene aga). The record is from RefSeq and is a predicted model, not a curated record. The transcript is spliced from 9 exons. Gene Ontology annotation, biological process: protein deglycosylation. Lineage: Eukaryota; Metazoa; Chordata; Lepidosauria; Squamata; Anolidae. Bases 51 to 1097 code for a protein of 348 amino acids. Gene Ontology annotation, molecular function: beta-aspartyl-peptidase activity; asparaginase activity; N4-(beta-N-acetylglucosaminyl)-L-asparaginase activity. Gene Ontology annotation, cellular component: cytoplasm; lysosome.
UGCGCGCCAUCCGCCCGCGGUCAUGAGACGCAAGAGGAGCUGUGGCGGGAAUGGGGAACAGCCGGCUCUUCCUUUUCCCAAGGAGAAACCUUCUGUGGUUUGCCCUGCUUCCACUGGCAACUGCUGCUCAAUUACCUCUGGUGAUCAACACCUGGGCGUUUAGGAAGGCGACAGAGACAGCUUGGAACACUUUACAAGAAGGAGGUUCAGAAUUGGAUGCAGUAGAAAAGGGCUGUGGCCAGUGUGAGAUUGACCAAUGUGAUGGAAGUGUGGGGUAUGGAGGAAGUCCAGAUGAACAUGGAGAAACAACAUUGGAUGCCAUGAUUAUGAAUGGUAACACUAUUCAGGUUGGAGCAGUAGCAGAUCUCAGACGCAUUAAAAACGCCAUUGGUGUGGCACGAAAAGUGAUAGAACAUACCAGACAUACCUUACUGGUUGGAGAGUCAGCCUCAAUGUUUGCGGAAAGUAUGGGGUUUCCAGCUGAAGACUUGACAACACAUAACUCUCUUUCAAUAUAUCUAAAGUGGCUUAACCAAAGUUGCCAGCCCAACUUCUGGAAGAAUGUUACACCAGAUGCUUCAAAAUCAUGUGGCCCAUACAAACAGACUGGAAAGUUCAAUAAGGAGGAACAAAAUGUCUUGGAGAGGAACAUACAAGUUCAGAAUCAUGAUACUAUUGGCAUGAUUGUGAUUGGGAAGACUGGAAGCAUUGCUGCAGGGACAUCCACAAAUGGUGCAGACCACAAAAUUCAAGGACGUGUAGGUGAUUCUCCGAUAGCUGGAGCUGGGGCAUAUGCUGAUAGUACAGCUGGAGGUGCAGCUGCUACCGGAGACGGGGAUGUUAUGAUGCGCUUCUUGCCCAGCUAUCAAGCAGUGGAGUAUAUGCGAAUAGGAAUGGAUCCAACAAUGGCAUGCCAAAAAGUUAUAUCUAGGAUUCGGAAGUAUCAGCCCUCCUUCUUUGGUGCUGUUAUCUGUGCCAACACGAGUGGAAGUUAUGGUGCUGCCUGCAAUAAACUUCCAGGAUUCACACAAUUUCAUUUUAUGGUUUCUAAUCCCACUUUGAAGCAACCCUCGGAGCAAAUCAUAGACUGCAUUUAACAUUUCACCUCUCUUAGCAACAGCACCUACACUUAGCAUAGUAGGAAAGAAGGGAAGACUCACAAUGCAACUCUGUACACUUCUAGUGAGUUUAGUAGGAUUUAUCCAAAGUAAACAAAUAUAAGAUUACUACCUAAAUUAAAUUUUGAGAGGAAACACAUUUACACCAAUUACCCCUAUUGUAAUUAAAUUUUAAUUUUCUGUGUUGCCAGUAUUUACGUGUCACACAAUUUUAAGUUGCCAAUACUUUUGUAAAGUUAAAAUAGAUAGGCAAAAACUUCAUGAAAACAGGCUUCUGCUCUUGCAGCAGGAAUUUCUCUCCAUAUUUACACAAGUGUCCCAUUUUUAAGAAAUCUCAUUAUGUAUGUGUAAAUAGGCAGCGACGGCCAACAGCUCAGGCAUGGACUGGUCCAUGAGGUCACGAAGAGUCAGAAAGGACUGAAUGAAUAAAGAAGAAGAAGAAGAAAUGCAUAAAGAAAUACUGGUAUUUCAAAAAAAUUUAAAAAAUCUGAAAUCCAAAAUCCCAAGCAAUUUGAAAAGGGAUAUUCAUCCUGUAUUUCUAUCUGUGGUUCCCAAAUCUGUAACCUUCCACAGCUUUUUAAGGUACACACAAGUUGGAGAGCUCUGAGCCCCUUUUAAGUGACAUAUGAAAACUGAUAGUAAUUUGAUUUGCUUAAUUAGGCAACAUUAAAGCUGAUGUGUCAUUUCUCAAGUUCUGCUAAAGCUGCCUGACAUUAACUGGAUUUGUCAAGACUCGGCUGCUUGAACAGAAGUCCACAAAGUCAUCUUUCUCCUUGGAUGGAUCAGCUGAAUUCUGCUGUGAAAGAUCUAUUGCAGCUGAUUUCCUGCAGGGAUGAGGGAUAUCCCUGGAAAGGUCCUGAAAAAGGAGACAUGUUGAAUCUCACAGGAAGAGUUAGAAAUACAAUUUUAAGACAAUUAUUUGGACAGUUUUCGGAGCUGAUAUUAACACUUGACAUAUGGUUGCUGAUUUCCUUCUUCCCUAUUCUCUUUUGGUUGCACUGGUCUUUCGUUCUUAAAUAAUUACUGGCCUGAUGUCAGAAAAGCCAUUUAUGAAAUACAUUAAUAGUGAAUUUACAUGAAUCCUAGAAUUUUUGCAUCAGUAUGAAAUUAUGAAGUCUGUUUUCCCCCAUAAAAUUCAUGAUUUUUUAAAACAAAACAAGGAAUUCAACUUUUUAUUCUAGUGUUUACCAAAAUAAUGCAUCUCAUCUGUGAUUCCAAUAUAUAUGAACCAAUCUGACAUCUCUUACGCACCAACACAGGCAUUUACUAGUUAUUAUUUGUCAUCGUCCCCCCUCCUACUCCAUGUUACAGUGCUACAGUUAGGAUAAUAUGUCAGAGCCAUUACACGCUCUUUAUAUCGGAUAUGGCCAUGGAAACGGUCAUGGUCUCCAAGCCAACUGCUUUUGCUCAACCUGCCGUGUAAUUCUGAUAGAAUUAUAUGGGGUAGUAUGAGGGGAUGGAGACAUAUGCCAACCAAGAUUAUUUAUCAGGCUGUUGCUUGUUUUCUUCCCUUGUCCCCCAUAGCUCUUCAAAACAGUUACUCCUUCCUUUUGAGUAUCCAAAACUUUGGUCCAUACUGUUUACAGUCCUAACUUUAAGCCAACCUUAAUGACAUGUAGGACCAACACACGUGACUCAUACGUUCAUAAGUAGCCACUAAACCAGGGUUGGAAGGUUAUGGGUUAAUUCCUAGCAUCAGAGUAAAGCAUGAGAUAAUAAUGUGUUUACACAAAGCUUUGAGGAAACUUGCUCCACUUCUUGAACCAUUCAAGGAACUCCCAAGAUGCUUUGAAUAUUAUCCUAUAAACAGAAGAAUGUGUGGCUACAGUCUCUCUCACCCACUGAAUACUUAAAUGUAUGAAAUUCAGAAUUUAUGUUUGCCUUUUUCAUUUUUUUACUCAUUUCUUUCCUUUUUGUUUUUGGGAGCUUAUGUUGGUUCAUUUUUUUCUGUAAGGUCCAUUCAUAGCUAACCAGUCUUGUAUAUUUAGAAUAUUGUUUUAUUAUGUCAUGGAGAUCAAGUAAAGCUCUUCAAAACAAAACGUUUCAUUUGAUAUUUGGGAUCACUCAAAACAGUUUCUUCUGGAUGGUGCAGAAUGUUAUUUUUUUCAACAGUUCUUCAGUUGGUAGAUGUAUCUUUGAACUUUUAACUUGAAAGACCUAAUAGAUCUUUAACAUUCAGUUUCAAGAUGAAUCAGGAAAGCCUAUUGGUUUAAAUGAACAUCUGAAUGAUCGAGUCAUUGGAUUAUACAUGUGUCUUUGAAAGAAUGAAAAAUUACAUAACAAUAAAUAUUUAAAUAUA